GAGAGGGAAAGCGCCAGAGAUAUUUAAUUAGUUUUAGAAGUAGGCUAAGUUUUGCUCUUUAGUUGAACUUCCCUCCCCUUGGAAAUUCUCAAAUAAACAAAAAGGAGAAGUGCCAGCAUAGCUUACGUGAUAAAAGGUGGACUGUGGAUAUGGUAAAAUGUGUAAUUACAUGCAUAUGCAUUAAUCUAAUUUAAAGAGAAGUAACGAAGAUUUUGGAAGAAAGGUGUCCUCCCUCUUCACUGCCAGGGCCGGGUCUGCUGCAGCCAGCUGGGCACCCCCCACACCACCACCACCACCCCUCCUAGGGCUAAGCGCUGCAGCUCCAUGCCAACACACCCCCUCCCUCUGUUGGGUGACGCGGGUGGAAGGACGCAGGGAUGAGCAACAAUGGGGCAGCGAAGGGGCCCUCGCCGCCGGGCGAAGCCGAGCCUCCCGCCGUAACCCCACGCAGGGGGAGGGGGCGUCCGCGCAAGCCACAGCAGGAGCCCACUGGUCCCCCGACCCCAAAGAGACCAAGGGGACGGCCUCGUGGAAGCAAGAACAAGGGCCCUCGCGCCACGACCAAGAAAGCAGAGCCAGUUGGGGAGAAGAGGCCUCGAGGGAGACCGAGAAAGUGGCCCCAGAAAGUGGUUCAAGAAGAAGCAGCGCAGGGUGAGCGGGAGGAGGAGGAGGAGGCGAGGGAGGGUCCCUCUCAGGCCCCGCCCCCUGCGGAAGGGGAUUAGGCAGCGCGGCACACACCUACCUCACUGGCUGGGUGGCGGCAGGGACGAGGGAGGACCGAGCACCCAGCGAGCCAUGAAGAUUGCAAAACAGGAAAAAUAAUAGAGUUUCUCAUUUUUUUCAUAUAUUUUUUACAUGCAAAACAAAAGGUAAAACAGCUUCCACUGCCAAGGUAGGCCUCCGCCUGUGACCGCUCUGGGCCGGUGUGAAUGGCCGACUCUCGACAGCCACUGUCCUCCUCGCCCUCAGUCCCAUGACCCUUAUUUUUAAACUGUGUUUCUCAUUUUUGUUUCAGUUUAUACUGUAGGAACAAAAAAAUAAGUAUUUUCAAUGUUUUACUGUUUUCAUCAAAACAAUCAAACGUACUGUUUACCUACUAUGUUUGCAGGGCAGCUGCCGCACUGAAUCAUGGGAGUGAGAAAUUUGCUUUGUCUUGACCCUGUUCUGCUCAUAUUGUCUUUCAGCAGGAGCAGGGUUGAGAGUUCAAUUGUCUAACAUGUUGGCACUUCUGUAUGUGUUUCUUUAAGUGACCUAUGUGGUCUCCCCACUGGCUGAUGCCACCCCAGGUCUGGCAGAAAGAACAGCGUUUUGGCAUCCACUCAAACACGCCAGCAUUUAUCCAUAGAAAUCCACUUACACGAUGUCAGUGGGGCAAUUUGAACAAAGCCCUGCUGAGCGAGUGUGCAUGUGUGCUUGCAUGUGUGUUUGAGUGUGCUUGCACGUGUAUGCGAGGAGACAGGAUGUGUCUGAUACGCCGUUCCCAGAGAGCUCUGUCCCACUUUGAUGACAUCAUGGUGGUGCAUGCUCCAUGUUGCUGGGGAUGAAAGGGUGGGAUGGAGGGGGGGAGGGGGCUGGCUCUUCUCAUCAGGAGCUUGGCUCAGGUGUUCUCUGUCCUCAAUGCUCACCGACAUCAUCUCAUACCACAUAACUUAAGCAGGGGUUACGACCCUGCCGA
Messenger RNA from Megalops cyprinoides (Indo-Pacific tarpon), 1675 nucleotides. RefSeq names its product high mobility group AT-hook 2b. The record is from RefSeq and is a predicted model, not a curated record. Gene Ontology annotation, biological process: regulation of DNA-templated transcription. Gene Ontology annotation, cellular component: nucleus; chromatin. The coding region runs from base 378 to 722 and encodes 114 amino acids. The transcript has 6 exons. Lineage: Eukaryota; Metazoa; Chordata; Actinopteri; Elopiformes; Megalopidae. Gene Ontology annotation, molecular function: DNA binding; transcription coregulator activity.